Molecule: messenger RNA, 5494 nt
Organism: Silurus meridionalis
Lineage: Eukaryota; Metazoa; Chordata; Actinopteri; Siluriformes; Siluridae
Gene: pbx1b
Product: pre-B-cell leukemia homeobox 1b
Exons: 9
Coding region: 571-1860 (429 amino acids)
Biological process (GO): brain development; eye development; animal organ morphogenesis
Cellular component (GO): nucleus
Molecular function (GO): DNA-binding transcription factor activity, RNA polymerase II-specific; RNA polymerase II cis-regulatory region sequence-specific DNA binding
Source: RefSeq, a predicted model, not a curated record
AGCAUCAGGAAGAGCAGGGUAUAGUAGGCUCGUUCCCGCGACUCAACGUCUUCUCGCUGCGCCAUGAUUGACGUUCGAGGAAAGGCAUAAGAGGAGGAGCCAGUAGUGAGAACUGUCCAAUGGUGUAAGAUGGGCGGGAGUUGAUGGUGCUCAGCCCUCCAAUCGGUUCUCGCGGGCGGGGUUUGUGCUCCAUAGUCGGUGUUUGCGCUGUGAACGUGUAACAAAAGCGAGAGGAUGGACUGAACUGAGAGCGGCUGCAUGGAAGAGUGUUCAGUUCACAUCGCAGCCACUGUGAUUUACCCGGAGAACGGUGAGACAGCCUCCAGUUCACACACGCGCCUCAAUCCACUGCUGAAGUCCAACCCGGCCAUCAGAGUUCAGCUCAUAUUUCACGGAGUCCAAACACAACCUUGUACGCGUUUUUUUAUUUAUUUUGCGUGUGUGUGUGUGUGUGUGUGUGUGUUCACCGCCGAGCGGGCGAGCGACCCUGUCUGAGACGUAAGGUUUAGCCGAAGCUGCAGGGAAAGAGAGAGAGAGAGAGGGAGAGAGAAAGAGAGUGAAGCGGCAGACAUGGACGAGCAGCCGCGGAUGAUGCACUCGCACGCCGGCGUGGGGAUGACCGCGCACCCGGGCCUGCCUCAGCACAUGCAGGAGGGAACCGGAGGAGCCGACGGCGACGGCAGAAAGCAGGACAUCGGAGACAUUUUACAACAAAUCAUGACGAUUACAGACCAAAGUCUGGACGAAGCGCAGGCCAGGAAGCACGCGCUCAACUGUCACAGGAUGAAGCCGGCGCUCUUUAACGUCCUGUGUGAAAUAAAAGAAAAAACAGUGCUGAGUAUCCGUGGCGCUCAGGAAGAGGAGCCUCCUGAUGCCCAGCUUAUGAGACUGGACAACAUGCUUUUGGCUGAAGGCGUGUCAGGGCCAGAGAAAGGGGGCGGGUCAGCUGCGGCUGCAGCCGCUGCGGCAGCUUCGGGAGGAGCCGGAGCCGAUAACUCAGCUGAACACUCUGACUAUAGAGCCAAGCUCUCCCAGAUCCGCCAGAUUUACCACACCGAGCUGGAGAAAUAUGAACAGGCAUGUAACGAGUUUACCACUCACGUGAUGAACCUGUUGCGAGAACAGUCGCGCACACGGCCCAUCUCACCCAAAGAGAUCGAGCGCAUGGUCAGCAUCAUCCACCGCAAGUUUAGCUCCAUCCAGAUGCAACUCAAGCAGAGCACCUGCGAGGCAGUCAUGAUCCUCCGCUCCCGCUUUCUCGAUGCCAGGAGGAAAAGACGAAACUUCAACAAACAGGCCACCGAGAUCCUGAACGAGUACUUCUACUCCCACCUCAGUAAUCCGUAUCCCAGCGAGGAGGCCAAGGAGGAACUGGCCAAGAAGUGCUCUAUCACUGUCUCCCAGGUGUCCAACUGGUUCGGAAACAAACGAAUCCGGUAUAAGAAGAACAUUGGGAAGUUUCAAGAGGAAGCCAACAUGUACGCAGCUAGAACUGCAGUGAAUGCGACCAACGUGUCAGCUCACGGCAGCCAGGCAAACUCCCCCUCCACUCCCAACUCAGCAGGUUCUGCUGGCUCUUUUAACAUGUCCAACUCUGGUGAUUUGUUUAUGAGUGUGCAGUCUAUGAAUGGCGAUUCAUACCAGGGGGCUCAAGUGGGAGCUAACGUGCAGUCGCAGGUGGAUACCCUUCGCCAUGUUAUCAGUCAGACAGGAGGAUACAGUGAUGGCCUCACAGCCAACCAGAUGUACAGUCCGCAGGGCAUCAAUGCUAAUGGUGGAUGGCAGGAUGCUACUACCCCCUCCUCAGUGACCUCACCCACAGAAGGACCUGGAAGUGUUCACUCUGACACCUCCAACUGAUCCCCUCAUCACCUCACUCCUUCUUGUUCCCUCACUACUGCACAAACCAUGGACUCUCGUUUUCUUCCAUCAAUCUCAGUCAUUCAUCACUAUGUUUAAGUAAUGCACUCACUAGCUCACUAACCUUGGUCUCUGCCAUGCUUUGGAGUGAAUCAGUCUGUUUUACUGCUCAGACUGAUCAGGAUUUUACACCAAACACACACACACACACUCACGCACGCGCUUACUAUUCUCUAAUAAAGCCCUGGAUUUGUAUUAACCCCUUCAGAUCAAAUUUAUUUUUUAUCCUCAAUUUUUUUUUCAAAAUCGUUUAAACAAGCAUUUGGUUUUUAUGAGAGUAGUAUUCCAAUGCAGCUCCUAUAGCCAGUGGAUGGAAUGAAAAAAAAAAAUCCCUCCAAAAUAUCCAUUACAAUGAACAUGGAAUCUGAAGGGGUUAAUAUAUACAAUCACACUACCUCUUAAAAAAUGCAUAAACAACAAACAAUAAACACACAACAAACUGAUUUCUAAAACAGAAAUGAUGGUGCAUAUGAUGCCCCAUUUUUCCAUAUCGGAAUCUUUUUCACAUUUUUACCAUGGUAAGAAACCAUGAACAUUUUCUGUGUCCAUAGUGCCAAAGUAUUUUUCUACAUUUUAACACUCAUGAUUUGCAUGUUCAUUUGACGUGAUCAUAUUCUUCAUGUUGUAAUAUACGAACAUACUGUAUUAUAAAGACAUAUUUUGUAUCUCGGUCUCUUCUCCAUCAUAUAACUUAAAAUUGAUUUUUAAGUAGGCUAUACAAACAUCGCUUGUCUUUGAGUCCUGAAAACCUCCUUUCUUUAAAAAAAAAAAAGAAAAAAAAAAAGCUUUUUUGUUGUUUUCCGUGUAUAAUCUCCAUCAAUGACAAUGCAGUAUAGGCCUUUGCAAAUUAAGAAGUUUGUAACAUCUGUGUGAAUCACCCGAUGGCAAAUAAUUUAAUAUGCUUCACCAAGUUAUGUUAUAAUAAAAACAAAACAAUUCACAAUUUAAUCAGUAAAUGAAGAGCCAAAUGCUGCUGUGAACCAAAAUCACUUCUGUAAUAAGUUGAGACAAGAUUUGAAAUGAUGCAAACUUUAUAAAGCUACUGUAUUUUACAGACUAUAAGAUGUUUUUUAACCCUCUAGAUGGUGCUCUGAUUUUUGUUAUUGCAUGAGCCUUCAUAUUGGUUAUGGAGUAACAUUUAAGCCAUUAACAUCAGCACUGACUGCAGCAGAAUAGCAUUAUGAUGGAAAGAAGAGUCUUUUCUUAGAAUUCUUGGUUAGUUUUAUGAUUAACUGUUAAACUGUGACAUAAAUAUAGAGAUUCAUACAGAUAUCUGUUCUAUAUGACUGUAUGGUACACUACCAUAAGAUUGGUGCUAACAUAAACUGUUCAUGGGGCUAUAGCAGACAGUAGUGGCAGCGUUGAGGAUGAAUUGCAGAUGUUUUCCAGUCCUGAAAGAAGAAUUAAGAUCGUAGCAGAGAAACCAGUCGAACCUAUAGCAUCACUAUAACAGGACAAGAACAUAGAAAUGCCGCUACUUAAAUAAAAUAAAAUGAUAAUGAGGGUGCAUCUUAUUCUCAAGAGUGACUUAUAGUCCGAAAAAUACAGUACGUGUGUCUGUGAUUUGCUCCUGAAAUAUCUUUCAUUUUUUCCCCAAAAAAGCAGAGGACUUCAUAGCUGCAUAUAAUUAAUCUGAUUUUCUAAUAACUUUAAAGUGUGACUGUUGUGAAGUCACUUUAUAAUGUACAUUUUACUCUACGUUUUUCAUCCAAGAACUGAACCACUCCAAAUGACAACAAUUGAGCCUUGCUUUUAGUUUUAUGGUCUUUCUUGGUGACAACAUAUCGCAUAUCCGUCAUUACUUUGAUACCAAAAACAGCAGACAUGCCCAUUUUGUUUAUCAUUGCCAUUUUAACCAGCAUCCACAUUGUAAAUUAUGUAUUAUCUCCUGUACCUGGGCUUGUUUCUUAGCGAAAGCCCCAGUGCUUCGUAUUCAAAACCAAAAAUGCAGUCAGAAUUCAGUAGUGUUUGUCGAAAGAAAACAUGGCACAAAAUGCAGAAAACAUUUGCGUAUAAUUUUUACGUCAUCAUGUUGUGAAUAGCCUAAUGCGCUUUUGUUUUCGGCUUCAGGUCUGUUACAAGACAUUUAACUUUUUUUUUUUGUCUUUUUUUUUUUCUUGCUUUAGCUUAAUGUGAAUUAGCCCAAGGAUGCGCUAUGUACGUAGUGUGCACCUUUUUGAAUUCUUAUUUUGCUCUUUUAAACAGUUUAAAAUGAUACAUCUUGUGUCGUAAUAUAAGACACGUAUAAAUGUGAAUCGGGUCUCUGAUGGGCAGACUACGUCUUCACGAAAUCUUUCAUGAUUUGAUCAACAUAAUAGAAAUAAAAGUCCCUGAAGGGAAGUGACAAGGCCAGCGCUGAUGGUCAGUUUAGAAUAAAGUGUAUAACUGGGCAACAAUCUUAUCACACCAAACAAAUCAAGUGUGUUGUGCAACGCACAUCGAUUAUAUUAUCGUGUUACUUGUAGCAAAUCAACCAAGCUUUUUGUCACAUUAAGUGCUGUAAUUUAUUUAGUUAGAUCCACCAUCCAUCACUAAGCUAUAUCAUGACAUUUUAUAAUGAGCAUCCAUUAAGAAAGAGGGCCCUUUAUUUCCGUGUGUCGAGAGUCCAGCACUGUUUGCUGAUUUCCUGAUUUCAAACACACCUGCAAAUGGGGUUUUAAAGGAAAAGUAGCACCAGGAUGGAAAAUGGCAUUUUUUUGGCCAUGCUUCCUUUAAAUAAUGAGCCGAAUGAGUGUGCGUUCAAACUGGAAAAUCACCAAACAAUGCUGGACUCCUGUUCGGCUACAGAAGUGCAGCUGUAACUAGCCAAAACAGCUCCUUCUGUGUAGGUGACCUGUAGAUCCUCAAGACUAGCACGUGUUAGUGUAGACUAUGCAGUUAGAUGCACCAUCUAACACUUAGCUAGAUAACAUUCAAUAAUAAACAUCAAUGCUGAUUUGUUGUAACCCGGAGAGGCCGAUCUAUAUAAAAUAGGAGUUUAACACGUCUUUUACAUCACUGUGUGUGUUAGAGCAAAUCAAAAAGUGCUAAACUCCAUCCAGCCACACACAAACACAGUUGGUCAAAUCUGGGUUGAAGAGUGACAUAUUAACCCUAAAUACUCACUCAGACACACACACACAUACACACACACAUACACAUACAUAUCUGUUGUCACCUGCCCAAUUUUAGCAUAUUGUUAAAAGCUUCAUGUAAUGAUGCUUUUAGUUUUUUGCAUAUGAAGCAAUUUGUAAAACAUCAAAUGUUUACUUUGUUGCAUGUCUUUUGUUCUUUAAAAAAAGUCCUGCAGUGUUUUUGAAUGUUUUUUUUGUUAUCUGUUUUUUUCUCUUUUUUUUUUUAAUAAAUAAAUAAAUAUAUAUCUAUAUAAAGCGCGGAGACUUUCUCUUGCCGAGUUUUAACUUUUAAGAUCUCUGCAUAUGUAUAAUAAGGAAUAAAAACGGAACAGCAAAUUAUUGUCUUUUCAAUUCCAACUUGUUUUUGUGAAGGAAAAAAAAACUAACAAGGUGUAGGUUUUCUGGUCUCUUAAUUUGUACUGGUAAUGCAUAUUCCAAAUAAAUAGUUUCUUUUGUUGCAA